Molecule: messenger RNA, 828 nt
Organism: Colletotrichum truncatum
Lineage: Eukaryota; Fungi; Ascomycota; Sordariomycetes; Glomerellales; Glomerellaceae
Source: RefSeq, a predicted model, not a curated record
AUGCAGUCCUUCCGCGACGAGCCUAGAAACCUUGACAGUGAAUGGGUUCACGAUCGAUUCGAAGAGCACGAUUCCCGCCGCGCACCGGCUCCCCGACGAAGACGCGGUUCUCCAGAACACAGGGAUUCUAGUAGCACAAAGCUGCGUGUCGAUAACAUACAUUAUGAAUUGACGGCGGAUGACCUAGAGGAGCUGUUUAAUAGAAUCGGUCCUGUCGUGAAGUUGGACCUCAAAUACGACCGCGCCGGACGAUCCGAAGGCGUUGCUUUUGUCACGAUGCAGUCUCAAAACGACGCUCAGGAAGCGAUCAAGGAGUUUGACGGUGCCAAUGCCAAUGGCCAACCUAUCAAGUUGUCCUUUGUCACAGGCGGUCAAGGCGGCCGUUCCCGUAACCCUUUCGACUCAGCAGUCAUGCCGGGUCGCCCUCUUUCCGAACGGAUCUCAGCCCCUGGAGGCAGGUCGAGGUCUUUGUCACCCGGUCGAAAGUACGACGUCGAGGAUGCUGCAAGCAAGGGAAUUGACAGAUACGUCCCAGGAACCCGCUCCCGGAGUCCCAUGCCCCGCCGGCGUGGCGGUGGUGGCGGCGGCGGCCGUAGACCUGGAGCUCGUAGAGAAGGAGGACGAGACCAGGAGGGUGGCCAAGGUGGCCGUGGAGGAGGAAGUGGUAGAAACGGCCGGGCCCGGAAGACUCAGGAAGAGUUGGAUGCUGAGAUGGCCGACUACUUUGGAGGAGGAAAUGCCGAUGACAGUGCGCCUCAGGCAAAUGGUGGCGCAAGUGCUGCGGCUGCGGCUGCUCCCGCCACUGACGAUAUCGACAUGAUUGAGUAA